AAACAUAAUACUAGGAGGUAGAAUACUGGAAUACAUUUUGAAUAAUUAACGCCAUACUCCGUAUACACAAGGUGGGGGAACAUGACAGAAUGUGUAUGGAUACAAUUUUGUGUUUACCUUGACUAAAUGUAUAAAUCUACAAUUUACUGAUUUUCUGUGUUGUCUUCUCUGUAUUGUUCUGUCUUUGGGUUCACCCUGCGCCGUGGAGGGUCAGAACAGAGGUCAUCUUUAGCAAAGCAGCCGAACAUCAGUCCAACAUCUAACUUGGAUCCUUUCCACUCAGGGAGCUCAAGCGGCGACCCCCCUCUCCCCCUUCUCCCCCCCUCCAUGGAAGAAAAACAGCUCCGGUCUUUCGUUGUGGACUUUCACUGGGACAAGUUGAGGAGCCAGUGCGUCCUGGCGGUGCGCCUCGCACUGUGAGCUGCGCCCUCGUCUCGUUACGCACGAGAACUUGUCUGCGCUCCGUCAGAGGGGGGCGAACUCCCCGCAGGUGAGGUGAACGCUGGCGGGUGGUGGUGAAAUGAGCCUCUUGUUUUGGACGACAGCAGUCACCUCGCACUCGUUUGGACCGUCGGACGUGGAUUCGAGUUCAGAUGUCACCCCGACUGGUUUGUGGCCGAUGCGGCGGCGGCGCACCACGGGCUGCCCGGCUCCGCGGACAUGUUGUAUCUUGUAAAUAAACAUUUCGCACAAGUAACCUCUGAGGUCACAUUGUGAAUUUUUUUUAAUAUAUAUUUUUGGGCGCUGCUCAAGAUUCCAGCGACAGACGAGCAGCUGGCGCAGGCGUGUGGCGUCCAGCGGGCAGCAGAGGAGGGUGUGUGAAGAAAGCAGCACGGCGGAAUGUGAACAGUGGACAUUUGUCCACACACUUCUUUUCUGAAGGACGGGCUUGAGUCAGAGGAGUACGUUUCUCCUGGAAAGUAGAGAGGACAUGACUGCCAACACUCUUCUCCUGCUCUCCAUCCUCUCUCUCACAAGCAGCAGGGCUGAGAAUGCAGAGGAGCGGCUGGUGAACUACCUGUUGGGUCCCGAGCGCUACAAUAAAUUGAUCAGACCAGCGGUCAAUAAGAGCCAGCAGGUCACCAUCUCCAUACAGGUGUCUUUGUCACAGCUCAUCAGCGUAAAUGAAAGAGAGCAGAUCAUGACAACCAACUUAUGGCUGUGUCAGGAAUGGAAUGACUACAGGCUUAGGUGGGACCCAGAAAAAUAUGAGGGCAUCAAGAAGCUACGAAUCCCAUCCAAACACAUCUGGCUUCCUGACAUAGUGCUCUACAACAAUGCCGACGGUGUUUAUGAGGUUUCCUUCUAUUGCAAUGCCGUAGUCUCCAACACGGGGGACAUUUUUUGGCUCCCCCCGGCAAUUUACAAAUCGGCCUGCGCCAUCGAGGUGCAGAACUUCCCCUUCGACCAGCAGAACUGCACCCUCAAGUUCCGCUCCUGGACCUACGACCACACAGAGGUGGACCUCAUCCUCACCAGUGACUUUGCCAGCCGCGAUGACUUCACACCCAGCGGAGAGUGGGACAUCGUGUCACUGCCGGCACGCAAAAACGAGGACCCCGACGACAUCACCUACCUAGAUAUCACCUACGACUUUGUGAUCAAGAGGAAGCCGCUUUUUUAUACCAUUAAUCUCAUCAUCCCGUGUGUGCUGAUCACAUCGCUGGCUAUCCUGGUCUUCUACCUGCCAUCAGACUGUGGGGAGAAGAUGACGCUGUGUAUGUCAGUGCUGCUGGCCCUCACUGUGUUCCUGCUGCUGAUAUCCAAGAUAGUGCCACCAACUUCUCUGGCUGUGCCACUCAUCGGUAAAUACUUGAUGUUCACCAUGGUGCUGGUCACUUUCUCCACUGUAUGCACCGUCUGCAACCUCAACGUGCACCACCGCUCCCCCUCCACCCACCACAUGCCCGACUGGGUCAAACGCCUCUUCUUAGUCCAGCUGCCCACCUUCCUCCUCAUGAGGCGUCCAGGCUCUUCCAACGUACGCGAUAAACUUCGCCGGAAGUACGCCAGCCAGAGUCCCGUCGGCAAAAGCACUCCCCAGGGCUGCACAGAGAAGAAGCAGUACUCUAACAUCCGACUCGGCGGGAUCCGAACAGAUACAGAGUCUUUCUACGUGAAUGAGGACUUGGCCCACAAUUUUUGCUGGAGGCUGGGCGACAUCCCAGAUGGGGGCGGCGGAUUUUCGGACUUGCGGAGGCCCUUGGCCGCUCAGUGGGAUGCCGAUCUGGAGGAAGCUGUGGAUGGAGUGAGAUACGUCGCUGAACAUAUGAAGAUAGAAGACGAUGAUGAAGGAAUCAUAGAGGACUGGAAGUACGUGGCCAUGGUCAUAGACCGUCUGUUCCUGUGGAUCUUCAUCCUGGUGUGUGUGGUGGGAACGCUGGGGCUCUUCAUGCAGCCGCUGUUCCAAAGUUAUAACACGCCCACUGCCGAAGACGCCGAGUUUGGAGGUUUCUAGGUUUUGCGUGUCGUGCACGAGGAAACAGCUGAGUAAGCAACUCUCGUAGGAACUUUAGCGGAGAACCCGCACCAGGCCCGGCUCUGAUCCGUCACGCUGGUUGAGCGUUACCGGCUGAAUCAAUGCCGCCAGCUGCGUUAGCAGCAGUAGACCCUCAUGCUGGUAGACUUUCUUUUUUUUAACUGCACGGUUGCCAUUUUUGGACUAUGCCCUCGUCGAAGCUCCACCGUCAUUACUGUCAUGACAAUCUUGCGAUACUUUUUAUAACAUUAAAUUCCAUCAAGGUGACUAUUGUCCAGCUAAGAUGAGGCCUGUGCACAGAGUAAUUUACACAAACCCCAACACCAAUGAUAACUUCUAGUAAACGUCUUGAGAGCAUGAGGCCUGCUCUCCUCUGCAGUAUUAUUCAUGUAAAAAGUAAGACUUUGUUAGACAUCCCACCAAUUGUUCAUGUUGGUACAGUACAAUGGACCACAAUCUCUUCUGCUGUACACCUCUCAAACCAAGCUUCAUUGUAACAAAGAAUAUAUUCAUAUAUAUUACAAAAAUAUUAAUGCACCUCUCUAUCUUUUGCUUGUUCUGCUUCAGAUUCUUGUGCGCCUCAUUUCCAGCAUCUCUCAAACAGUGCAUGCGAUGCAUUGUCUUAUGUUAACCAAUGUGCAUUCUACUCUUGCUUUCUCUCACUUGCUUGCAUUCUCUUAUUUUUUUGCUAUUUUUUGUGCCAUAUCAAAUCACGAGAUGUGUGUAUAUGUAUGUACUUAUACACACACAUAUAUACAUGCAUACCCAUAUACAUAUAUGCAAAUUUCACACCGACUGUUU
Molecule: messenger RNA, 3280 nt
Organism: Scophthalmus maximus (turbot)
Lineage: Eukaryota; Metazoa; Chordata; Actinopteri; Pleuronectiformes; Scophthalmidae
Gene: chrnb5a
Product: cholinergic receptor, nicotinic, beta 5a
Exons: 8
Coding region: 932-2458 (508 amino acids)
Biological process (GO): regulation of membrane potential; monoatomic ion transmembrane transport; chemical synaptic transmission
Cellular component (GO): synapse; postsynaptic membrane; neuron projection
Molecular function (GO): transmembrane signaling receptor activity; acetylcholine-gated monoatomic cation-selective channel activity
Source: RefSeq, a predicted model, not a curated record